Alligator sinensis (Chinese alligator) is the source of this 3441-nucleotide messenger RNA. RefSeq names its product uroplakin 1B (gene UPK1B). The record is from RefSeq and is a predicted model, not a curated record. Gene Ontology annotation, cellular component: membrane. The coding region runs from base 144 to 926 and encodes 260 amino acids. The transcript has 8 exons. NCBI's taxonomy places the organism in Eukaryota, Metazoa, Chordata, Crocodylia, Alligatoridae.
CAAUCACAAACUGCUUUUCUCAAGCUCCCUGGGCCCUUUAAAGAUCAGGCUGAGAAGGGAGGGAGCUGCUGUGUUUUACAGGUGUGUGUGGAUUUUUGUUGGAGUCAACAGCACAGCAAGGAGGGUUGCAUGAAGUGUUGAAGAUGGCAAAAGGCGAUAAUGGUGUGCGCUGUUUUCAAGGUCUGCUAGUUCUAGGCAACGUGAUUAUUGGGUUGUGCGGCAUUGCAUUGACAGCAGAGUGCAUCUUCUUUGUGUCGGAUCAGCAGACUCUGUACCCUCUGUUGGAAGCCACAAACAAUGAUGACAUCUAUGGUGCCGCCUGGAUUGGCAUAUUUGUUGGCUUUGCUCUCUUCAAUCUGGCUGUUCUUGGUAUCGUUGGAGUCAUUAAGUCAAAUAGGGCAAUGCUACUGGCGUAUAUCAUCCUGAUGUUGAUCACAUAUGCCUUUGAGACGGCCUCUUGCAUCACAGCAGCAACUCAUCGAGACUUUUUCACUCGCAAUCUCUUCCUGAAGCAAAUGCUGGAGAAGUAUCAGAACCCAGAGCCACUCAACAAUGAUGACAAGUGGAUGAGUGAAGGGGUCACCAGGACAUGGGACCGCCUCAUGCUUCAGCAUGAGUGCUGUGGUGUGAAUGGCCCGUCUGACUGGCAGAACUACAUGUCCAAGUUCAGAAACAUUAACAGUGAUUCAGAAUUCCCUUGGCCACGCCAGUGUUGUGUCAUGAAUGUCCAAGGAAUCCCUGUAAAUUUGGAUGGCUGCAAAUUGGGAGUCUCUGGCUACUACAAUGAUAAGGGUUGUUACGAGCUUAUCGCUGGACCAAUGGACAGACAUGCCUGGGGUGUAGCUUGGUUUGGCUUUGCCAUUCUCUGCUGGACUUUCUGGGUUCUUCUCUGUACCAUGUUCUACUGGAGCAGAAUUGAAUAUUGAAGGUGCAGCAUCUUCCAACAAACUUUCUGAAGUAGUGCAUGGAAAAGGCAUUAAUUUUGAUAUCUCCAUAUUCCCCCUGUACUGGGGAGGAUUUGAGGCUCUAGGUUACUUUCCCCCUCCAUGUACAUGCUUCCCCAAACACCUAACAGAUGAGUCCAAUGAGCUGACACCUCCACAAAAGAAACUCUUCUCCCUAGGCUUUUUUUUUUUUUUUCUAGUUUUACAGCUUUCAUGCCUAUGAAUGGAUACUAUUUUUUUUUUUCCUCUCCUCCUCCCUCACUGUUCUGAGGCCUUUUUGAAAAUGAGGUUACAAAAAUGAUCUAAUCCUUCUGGUGAUGGCUUUAGAAGGGGAAUGGCCUAUGUAUAUACUUGCUUCAGAAAACCCUUCUCUCUAAACUAGGACUCUUACAAAAGACAUCUGGAACAAAUGAGAUGCAAAAGACUCAUGUAAGGUACAGGAAAAAUACUGGGAAUUCCUCUGACCAGUAGAUAUGGAUACUGCUGCCUUUACUCCCUGCAAGAGGGGAAAUUUAGGCACAACACUGCCAACCCCCCGCCCUCUGAAUGCAUCUUAAUUUCAAGGUUUGGUUUGCCAAUUUAAUUGGAAACAUACCUGUGUCAACAGGUAGAAAAUGACAUCAAAGAUGAAAGUUGCUAAUCAGUCCAUUCCAAAGGUAGUUCUCCAAGCUGCAGUAUGAUUCCUACAUUCAGACCUACUUCUACUCACUAGCUAAUUCAUGCAAACCUAUUUGGUAUAGAUUAACCACCAUUGUAAUUCUUCAUUUCCUAAGACUAGGACUCAUUCAGGGAACAACAGAAAUAUUUUUUUGCCUUGAUGAAGAAAAAUCUUGCACUGAGAUGUCAGAGGGGAAUAUAUUGUCCCUCUGCUUUUGCCACUUCCAGCCUACUCCAUCUUUCUACCUCUAGCUACUCCUAAUUGGGUAGGACAUUUAGUGGUAAAGGGAAUUAGAAACUCUUUUAGUCAUGUUUUAUCCAUGACUGACUUGCUGCAUCCCAUUCAGUCCUUGCAUUGGCAGAUUACAAUUCCCACUUAAGUCAGAAAAAGGAUUUGUUUACAGUGGUCCUUUUCUGUGCCAGUUGGUUUCUUAGUAUCCUGUGACUUAAAUUAUGCAAAACGUGCUCCUCUACAAAAUAAUUUUUAAGAUGAAACCUAUUGCUAAGCAUCUUAGCUCCUAAGAGCUUGCUAGCUGCCCAGAUUUUUUGGGGGGGGGGUUCUGUAUAUUUUCCCCCAAAGCUUUAUUAAAAAAGCCAAAUUGGAAAAAUCUCAUUGCCAAGGAUCUUGAAUAAAUUCAGGGGUGCAUGAGACUGUGGACCUGUGUUUGAAAAGUUUGCAACUCCAUGCUUGUCUCGCUGUGAGCUGCUGGUGUCUGCGUAAGGAGUAUAGUACUGUAGAAACACUGGGUAUCUGCAUUGGAAAGGAGACCUUUCUUUUACUUGUCACAAAAAGGGGUAAAGGACUUGAACAUGAAUGUAUCCUCUCACCUUCAUGGAGUCGUUAUCAGUGUCCAGCCUGAGGGAUGGUAUCUUGUGCGUGCAGUCUGCUUUGGAAGAGAACAGCGGAAGGCUUCCAGCCUUGAUGAAGUGGCAGGGGCUUUUUAUGCAUUCAGACUUUAUUGCAUGACCAUAAGCACUGUUGGUUCUGAAUACUCCUGCAGGUGUUGGCCCAAGCAGAUGUGUCGGUGGUUCUCAGAUUUUUUUUUUUUUUUAAAUACAUCCCCUAGUGCUGACUACUGCAAGGGACUGCUAAGUGGUCUGGUGCUAGUAAAUAGUUGCUUCUGAGCUGAUGCUGACCCCUUUCCCUUUGUAAACUCAAACUGUUCUGCCCUGUAGAUUUACACCUCCUCCAGGUUUCCAUGCCGAGUGCUUGCUUGAUCUGACUACCCCAAAAGCUUCUGCAAGCUGAUGAUAUCUAAUGGAUUGGUACAGCCCUUUCCAGAAGCUGUCUCUCACAUUGAUGUGCCUGAAGAAGUGGCUUUCAGGAUGAAAACCUCUAAAGCAGCAUGUGCUGAAAUUGCUGGGCUUUGAGAACUGCUGGGUUCCCCUUUUAUGAUCUCCCAUUUUUUUCAUAGCUGAAGGUAGGGAGGGAUUGUACAUAUGCAUGCUGCUUUCCCACCAUCUCUGAAAAUGCUUUGAUUUAGUACUGACCUCUGCAUAGAGAUAAGAUAGCAGAUUCCUCUCCAUUGCAGAACAGGGAGUAAGAGCCAGGCUGCUGCUUUCUCAAUGUUAUCUACCCCAAGCAAUCCAAAAAUCUUGAGAUUAGCUUAAACUGAUGAUCUAAAACACCCCCAAACUUGUGUUCUACUUUGAACUUUUAGGUCAGGGGUUGGCACCCUACAGUCCAAGAGCUGAUCCAGCCCAUGUUGGUCUUCAGGAGGUUCCCUGUGCUACCAUGGAGAAAAGUGGUGGCAGCCAGGGCCAGGUGCUUGCCUAGGGCAGGUCCUUCCUACCCACAGCCAGAAAAAUUUGCCUACACCUGCUUUUGUUUUUUUGCCAA